AAAUUAUCGUUGCUGUAAUUUGAUUAGCUGCCUUAGGUCACGUGCUUAAAUUGGACCAAUCACGAACCCUGUAGCAGAUUUUGUCGGUUAAACAAUAUAAGUUUUUUUAAUGUAUACUGACAUGGCAGGACGUAUGUGUUAUUCAUACGAAGCUUUGAAAACCGAGGUAUUUCCUCAUGUUAGUGAGCGGACAGCCACUAUCAUCGGGAAAAGGGUGAUGACAGAUAUUAUUUGUAAUUCUUUUUAAAAUAAUGUUCCAACAACGUAAACAAAUGAAAAUUAUAAAAGAAAUAGACUGUGUGAGGUUCAACUCGAACAAUGUUCCUCAACUUAUCCGAAGAAGCCACUUUGGAUUUCCUACGUCGUCAUGACAACGACUACGCCAUCCAAGCUAUUCCCGCAAUCUUAUACCUAGCCAUAUUGAUGCUAUUGGGUUUUGUCGGCAACUCGGUCGUCUGCUAUGUUUAUCUCUUCAAGUUUCAAAGAAUCACAACCACAACGUAUUUCGUUGUAUCGAUGGCGGUGCUUGACCUCAUAAACUGCAUAACAAGCAUCCCCUUCGAAAUAAUCGACCUCAGGCAUAACUUUACCCUAGGUGCAUCGGUCGUCUGCAAGAUCAUGCCGGUGACCGUGACCUUCGUAUCUCUUGCCUCCGGAAAUGUUUUGCUAGCCGUAGCCGUGGACAGGUACCGCAAGGUGUGCCAUGCUUUCCGCAAACAAGUGACGAAAACGACAGCAAAGUUGUCCAUAAUGUUAUGCUGUUCAUUGUCCGCCGUUAUGACGCUACCUAGUGUGUUUGUGUUUGGUUCAAGGACGGUCGAGCUUGGGGAGAAUGUUACCGGUUCGGAAUGUAGUAUUUCGGAUUCGUUUAAAGGGAGUGUGUUCCCUGUCGUUUACAACGGAGUCCAGUUUGUGCAGUUUCUCAUAGCCACAGUGGCCAUCAUCGUGUUAUAUGUAUUGGUAUGGCGCCAGAUAUCAAGGCAGCACAAAUACGUAAGCACGUUGACAACAUCCGCGAAUACUGGAGGAACCUUCCCGGUUCAUGUUGCCCGUAGCAACGAGGACCAGGUCACGUCAGUGUCAACUGGAGAUCUAUUUAUGUCAUCAUCCAUUGACUGCGAACAGGGUAAAAGUAUCUCAAAUAUCAGCAAAUCGCAAAACUCGACCUUUUCCGAGAACGAUAAUGCUUCAACUUUUCAAAGACCAACAAACCUUGAAGACGCACCACAGUUGACUCACUCUGACAAACCAGGCUGUACAGUCAAGGUCAAGGACACGCUGAGGUUACAGCGUGAAACACAAGUCAGGAAGACAACAUUAAUGCUGUUCCUGAUCAGCCUCGUUUUCAUCAUCAGCUUCCUGCCUCAUCUCGGCAUCAUGGCGGCCACCGUCAUCAACAAGAAUUUGUACGACAAUCUCCAAGGAGCCCAGGUCGCCGCCUACAACAUCUGUCAAAGAUCCUACUUCAUCAACAGCGCCGCCAAUCCCAUCAUCUACAGCUUCUGCAGCGUCAACUUCCGCCGUGCUGUUAGGGAUAUGAUAAAGAGGAAGAGUGGUAAAGACAGACUCAGAAACAUUUAGCAUGAUGACCUACGACGAAUCGAUUGUGAAUUCGUAACUAUUGUAAAAUAUAUAAGCAGAUAUUUGUACUAGUUUCACUUGUCCCCACCUUGAUUUAAAUAAAACUGUUUUCUAUCAAAAAAAAUUAUUAAAUAACUGUUGAAUAAAUCAAACAUAAUUGCAUUUAAGAAACGCACAAGUGAAUUGAUUGAUUAAAUUGAAUAGAGAAACGUCAAAGCAACUGUUCUGAUUAAUUUAAAACAUCCGUUAAUGUACGUGCAUUGUACUGUACUGCAUUGAUGGAAACACAUUAGUUUGAGGUGAGGUGAGGUGAGGUGAAAUUGGGUUUAACGUCGCAUCCAAGAUUAUUGCACUUAUAUAGCGACGUGCAUGCACAUGUAUGUGUAGCUGCUUGUACUAGUCCGUACUGAUGCCGAUU
Molecule: messenger RNA, 1999 nt
Organism: Haliotis rufescens (red abalone)
Lineage: Eukaryota; Metazoa; Mollusca; Gastropoda; Lepetellida; Haliotidae
Product: orexin receptor type 2-like
Exons: 2
Coding region: 319-1581 (420 amino acids)
Biological process (GO): G protein-coupled receptor signaling pathway
Cellular component (GO): membrane
Molecular function (GO): peptide binding; G protein-coupled receptor activity
Source: RefSeq, a predicted model, not a curated record